AAAGCACAAAAACCAAUUGUUAUUCAACAUUGUGCAGAAAAAUGGAAGCAGGGAUGAUAUUUGCAUUGGCAAUGUUAAUUUCCAUCGCCAUUGCACCAGUCUAUGGAAAAUACUAUUCCCAGACGGUGACACCAAGUUCAAAGGUGGAGAAGGUAACACGUCUCCACUUCUUCCUCCACGAUAUCCUCAGCGGAGAAAACCCCAGUGCGGUCAUAGUUGCCCGUGCCAACCUCACCAAGAAAGGCGACUCUGUGCUCCCUUUCGGCAGCCUGGUCGCAAUCGAUGAUCCACUCAGAGUUGGCCCCGAUCCGACAUCGGAGAUCAUUGGCAACGCUCAAGGACUCUACUUAUCGGCCAGUCAAGACGCCUCCAAGUUUACCAUAGUUUUAUACGCCGAUUUGGCUUUUACGAGUGGCAAGUUCAAUGGGAGCUCCUUCAGUAUAUUCUCAAGGAAUCCGGUGUUGGAAGCUGACCGUGAAGUGGCGGUCGUCGGAGGGAGAGGUAAGUUCAGGAUGGCUAGAGGGUAUGCCAAAAUUAAGAGCAGCCAUUUCAACGCUACUACUGGCGAUGCUAUUCUCGACUACAAAGUUACUUUGUAUCAUUAUUAAAACAAUAAGAAAGAUGAAAUUCAGGCAUCCAAAUCCA
Hibiscus syriacus is the source of this 645-nucleotide messenger RNA. RefSeq names its product dirigent protein 15-like. The transcript has a single exon. The record is from RefSeq and is a predicted model, not a curated record. The coding region runs from base 42 to 608 and encodes 188 amino acids. NCBI's taxonomy places the organism in Eukaryota, Viridiplantae, Streptophyta, Magnoliopsida, Malvales, Malvaceae.